AUGGACAGGAAUCCUUUGCUUCCGUUUGCAUACACCACGUCUGCGUCGGGAGAUAUCCCACUCAAUACGACCCCGCGAGAUCGGGAAACUCGUGACAAGAAUGCAAGUAGCAUGUAUCACACGCGUACACCUGAAUCAAAACGAGUUGGGCCCGUAUUGAACUUUGUCCCAAGUUUGAAACGUAAGAUGGGGGCAUCUUUCAACGAAAAGGAUAAUAUCAAGAGACGAGAGUAUACACAUAGUUCGGCAGAUGAAGAAGAUGAAGACGGUGAGGAAGAUGAAGACGAUGAAGCGAAUGCUACAAUUGUUGAUCAUGAUGACAUUGUCAGGAGUGUAACAGCCCCGCCCAGUAGCCCCCCAGCGGCAGUUUUAGCAUCCGAAUUUGACAUAUCUACCCAAGCGUCAAAUGUUCCAGAUUCCCCUACUCAUAAUUUUCCAAGUGAAUGGAGCAAUGCUGACGAUUCUCUUCCUAAAAGAGUUAAUCGAAAUCUUAGUUCAGAUGCUGAUUUUGGAAUUGAUCGAUUCAAUCGCUUCAAAGGUCCAAAUUAUCUUUCUACCGAUGACGAUAAAUGGGAUCUGGCACAGCAAUUUGAGCGCAGCAUGCAACUCAGAGCCAGAGAUAUAGUCAUUCAAGCAUUUGAAGAUAUGCAAACCACCAUCAACUUGGAAGGGAUGCAACUUAAAGAGGUUCCUGAUGAAGUUAAAGAUAUGGAUAACUUGGUGAUUUUUAAUCUUGAUCCAAAGGCACAUACUUCAUAUCAACUUUAUCUUACCAAUAAUAAGUUACGGGUUCUUCCUCCAUCAUUAUUCAAAUAUAGAAAACUUAAUGUAUUGGGAUUAAGGCGUAACAAAUUAGAGAAAAUUCCAUCUCAAAUUGGUAAAUUAUCUAACUUGACAGAUUUAUAUCUAGGUACUAACAGACUUGAAUAUUUACCGCAUACAAUUUUGGAUUUACCUCAUCUUGGCAUUCUUCUGGCGGGACCAAACCCGUUCCUUGAAGUUCCUGAUAAUGCUAUUCCUAUCACUACCGCUACCAUUACACCAACAAAGAAUAAAAGAUACGCAUCGGAGCCGCACAUCUUACAAGAUGAUUUGAAACCAAUUCCAUCUCUUAGAUCGUUAUGUCUUAACGCUAUUGCAAAGUACGAUGUAUCAUACCAGGAAACGAAGAACUGGAAACGUCAUACACCUAUAUUAUAUCAUAAAUUAAUUGCCAAGGCCAUUCAACACGGUCAAUACGAAACACGAUGUUGUGAAUGUGAUUUGAUUGUGGUGGAACCUGCUGCAGAAGCAUUUGAAUGGUGGGAUUUCUUGGGUAACAAAUUAAUUCCAUUUAAAAGGGAAUUUUGUUCUGGAAGAUGUCUACAACUUUGGAAAGUUACUUUACAUGCAGAUUCUCAAGGUAUUGAAGAUUUAGAUGUAAUGAAGUAA
[Candida] anglica is the source of this 1431-nucleotide messenger RNA. NCBI's taxonomy places the organism in Eukaryota, Fungi, Ascomycota, Pichiomycetes, Serinales, Debaryomycetaceae. The record is from the annotation of a GenBank genome assembly.